CCGACCCACGGAGCGACCAUCUGCUGUAAGGUCAGCCACGGAGACCACGUUCAUUCCAGAGUAUCCAAAUGCUAAGAGCGGUCAUCUCAAGACCAUCUGUCUUCCGUAUUUCCGCCGCAUCGACAUCUGGAAAGUCAUGGUAUUCCACGGCGCAUCCCUCGUCCACUGGUGAUCCGACCCUAUCCGGGGCCGCUAGGCAGGAUGUAUCGACGUCUGAACCUUCCUCGCCCCAGUCUACUGUUGCAGACACCGAUGCCUCGCCACGACCACCUCCGCCAGACCCCGGUUCCCCGCCAGCCGACCACACCAGUCCUGAAGACCGCGUCGCUCACGCUCGAGAACAACUCCGCUAUUGGACGGAGCGCAAUGCCAUCAUCGUGCGACAGCGCACCGACGAACUCGUCGCAUCGCUUGGAACGUCGUUCUCCCAGCUCGGUGGACGAAUCAACAAGGUGACAGGGUACGAGGAGAUCGAGGCGCUCAAACGACGUGUAGUCGAUCAAGAGACGCGCAUCGCCGCGGCACGCACGGCUGCACGGGAUGCCAAGACGGCGUAUGAGGAGGCCAUGCAACAGCGUUCCAACUCACAACGAGAGGUCAACGACCUGCUCCAGCGCAAGUCAAUGUGGAACGACGCAGAUGUCGGGCGCUUCACGGUCCUCGUGCGCCAGGACCACUUGUAUGAGCAGGAGGAAGCGCGCGCGAAAGCGGGGGUGGGCGCGACCGAAGACGAGGUGGAGCGGGAGUUCAGCGAGCUCAUGCGCGCGAUCCUCGCGCGGUACCACGAGGAGCAGGUCUGGUCGGACAAGAUCCGCAGCGUAUCCUCGUAUGGGCAGCUCGCGGUGCUCGGCGUCAACGUGUUCGUGUUCGUGCUUGCGAUCGUGUUGGUCGAGCCAUGGAAAAGAAAGCGCUUGGCCCAGACAUUCGAGCGGAAGGUGGAGGAACUGGAGAGAGCGAAUGGGGAAUUGGUGAGGGAAAGCAUAAACGCCUUGGAGGGAAGGUUGGAGGCGCGGGACAGGAUGCUCGAGAGCCUCGUGUUGGCUGCGGAGGUCACAAGAAGUCCGAGCCACACUGAACAAGUCGUGGUGGACGAACCACCAGAAACGGUCGAUGAAAAGGCCGGCCUAGCUAUAGAGCGGCUCGUCUCUGUGUCGAAGCAACGGGACGUAGCUGCUGUACUGGCCUCCGGUGCUUUCGUUGCAGGCGCACUAGGGUGGCUUGCACGCGGACGGUUUGGCAGUUAACCAAGAUGACAUCUAAUUUUCAGAUCACUUUGCAUAUAUCAACCAGAAUUCUAAGCUUGGGUUGGUACCAACUGAGAGAUGACGUCGAUAUUAAAAUCAACGAACAUUCAGACUGCGAUAUACACGACAAUGCACUCUG
Heterobasidion irregulare TC 32-1 is the source of this 1383-nucleotide messenger RNA. RefSeq lists its product as uncharacterized. Gene Ontology annotation, cellular component: mitochondrial inner membrane. The record is from RefSeq and is a predicted model, not a curated record. The coding region runs from base 69 to 1244 and encodes 391 amino acids. Lineage: Eukaryota; Fungi; Basidiomycota; Agaricomycetes; Russulales; Bondarzewiaceae. Gene Ontology annotation, biological process: inner mitochondrial membrane organization. The transcript has 2 exons.